AACUUCGAAACAUUCUUAAUUCUUUUUCCAAACUACUUGACAACUUGUUAAUAAAUUUAGAGUUGAAAAGAUCCUAGGAAAAAGGGAAACACAAACUGUGAAUUUAAUCGUCACUGACCUAGUGGUAGAACUAAAUCUCUAAAAAUGACGUAGUCUUUAUUGAUUGACUGAUUGAUUGUAUAUUGUUUAACGUCCCUCUCGAGAAUAUUUCACUCAUAUGGAGAUGUCACCAAUGCCGGUGACGUAGUCUUUGAAAAUCUUACUUCUGAACUUCAACCUCAAGACGUCAAUAUAGUUAGUGUCAAUGACAUCUUUAGGGGUAGGGGUAUGAAAAAGUGCAUUCCAUGAUCACUGGCCUAGCUGCUACACAAUAAUGAAUAAAUGUUCGAAGGUUAUACUUGACACAAAGAUUAUUUCUGACAAUGUACCAUAUCGAAACUCUAAACCAAGAUAAUUUGGCCAUGAUGAAGUGCACCAGUAAAACAUUGUAAUUUCUGUCUUAAAUUUACGUCACUCUUAGUAUACAACUUUCAAAGACACUUUAUGGCAUCUUUUGUAACCAAGAUUAGUAUAUGAUUACGAAGGAUAUAAAUUAUAUUUUACUGUGUAUAGGAAAUGAAAAGUUGAUUUCGGAAAAAGCAAAACAUGCCUUCGUGUUCAUUAUUGUUUAAUUUCCGGUUUACUUUAUAAACAAACUCGUAUAAGCCCAAGAUGAAUGACAAUGAAAAUGCUAUAUUUCAUAGUAUAUAAUCUUUUUUUUGAUUGAUGAUUUCAAAGUUUCUAUAUUUAGGAAUAAAAUAUGUUUUCCAUGAUUUAACAUCCCCCAUCAUCCAAAUGGAAUCUGAAUUAAAUAUCGUUACAUGCAGAAUGUGGUUCUUUCUCCAUCAAAGUAUGUAUACUUCCUGUAACUCUUUAGACCAAGACAAAGCAAUUAAAUUCAACGUGAUCAUUAUUAUUUCAUUAAUGCACAUAUACAAUAGGAUGUCUAUUUACAACUCUACUUUCUUUCCCACGAAGUUCAGGGGAACUGCAUACUUAAUGUAUAGGAGAACCAAUUAUGUUACAUAUAAUGGUCUGCUAAAAUCCAUUACGCCUCAAUGAGUGAAAAAUCAACAUAUCAUUUACAAAGCAUAUAUUUAGUAUACAUAUAGUAUACAUAUUAUCUGAUCAUUGUUUUAUUGUAAGGCAGUGCUCUUGUUGUAUAAAAUGAUAAACGGUUUAGGAAUUGAAGCUACGAACGUCUUAGUACAUCAAUUAGUUCUCAUUGAUUGAAGGAUAUCCAUCAAGAAUGUUUAAUUAUUAUGUUUAGGAUUUUGUAAGUAAAACUAUGCACAGCUAGCUAAUAAUAUUGGAAUACUGGUAUCAAUUCAAUACAUUUUAUCACGGCGUUUUUGGAAAAUAACUUUACUACAUAGAAAUGCGUUCUUUUCACAAAUAUAGGGAAUCACCCUAAACAAAGAAAAUAACAUCUAUUACAAAAAUUAAGUUGCAGUUAGUAUGAUGAAAGUCAUUACCAGGAAAUUCAAAUACGACAUGAAAUUAAAGCCACUUCAAUGAACAAAUUUUGUCAGUAUUUGAAAUUUACAUCUACCACUCGGUUGAUAAACCGUUAAAUGUUUCGUUGUGAGAGUGUAUUUUUAUCAAUGCUAUCCAUGGAGAGGACCUCCUCUGUGUAUCGUGUAUUGUUACUGAUCGUCUUCAUUGUUUGUCUGGCACUUCCUGUUCACACACAGAAUCAUGUAAGUUGUUUCUCGUUUAUUCAUACCGAUAACAAUAUCCCCAUGACGUUAGAGGAUAAUUGUUUUCAAAUCAGCAAUAGGAAAGUAAACACUAUGUACACAGGUAUAUUUUUAUACAUGGGGAAGUCAUCAUGCACAUACAAAGACACGCAAUUGGAAGAAAUCAAAAAGUAUAUUGUUCAGGACUCCCACCAGCGGUCAUUGUGCAGAACAAUGAUGACGAUGUCCAUCAAUACAAAACAAUGCAAAGAAACCAUCGAUAAAUUACAGCAUAUCUGCAAACAACCAAAAUCAAUUUAUUUUCAAGAUUGUUUCCCUGUCAACUGUUCAAGUACCAGUGAGAACAUAAUUAAUGAGACUGAAUCGAUAAUUAUGUCCGGAUUUCCCGAGCCAAAGAUGGUCGAUGUUGGAAAAGAUGUUUACGAAAUUCCUACAUCGUAUUGCAACAUGAAACAAUGUAAAGUAGAGAACUACUUUACGGGAGAAAUAAAGAGAGGGAUUCCAAAGAAUGAUAGCACAGAACCAUCCAGACAAAAGAAGUGUAUGUUUUACGCCAUUGGAAGUGCGGGUGGCGGAUUGCUUGUUGGAAUUCUAUCGUCAUCCAUUGUAUGCGUCCUCGUCAACAAAUGUAAACGAAACUACAGAAAUGUGGGCAAUGUAUCCUUUUCCACUCAAAAUGUUCUCCUAUUAACUGAGACGGAACGGAAAACAUCGAUUCACUCCAAAGAGGGAGAGCCUGUGUAUCACGACAUCACCAACAUCCCGGGUCACUCAAAAGCUAAAGCUAUUGUACAUAACGUCUGCAAUGCAUUUUCCGACGAUCAACCCGAGCAGCGUUAUAGUGAAAGUCCAAAAAGUAGUUUAAGUACGUAUGAGAACGGAAGCACAUCGUCACAACUAUCACCAAAUAAUGCAGAAAGGGGAUCUAAAGAAUCAGUGAAUGGUGAAAACUCUGAGGUUUAUCACACCUUGAACAGGGAUUAUAAGGACAAUUCUAGGAAUCUGGACGUUUUCAGUUGUGUAACGACAGUUGCGAAAGAUCCCGAAAGCUACAAGAAGUCAGAAACAGUUCUGGAUACUAAGAGUAAACAAUAUUCAACAUACGAAAGUCCUGUGCAAAUGAGUCAUCUCAAAAGAAUUCAAACUGACAAACCUGAAUCAAUUGAUUUAUUUGAUGAUAGAGUGGAAAAAUUUCAAGAUGUAAAAGUCACUUUAGAAGAUUCACCCCAGGUGUACCACACUCUUCAGAAAGAGGAAGGUUGUGAUGCCGAGAAAAUGGUCACGUACACAGACAGCGAUUAGGACAUUCAUGAUCAGUCAGUUGAUUCAAAUAGUACUGUUUCUCAAAUGAAAUAGUAUGCAAUUUCAAUAACGUUACGAAACGGACAAAUCUUCUCGCUGAUUUAUUAUGCCCUCUGAGAUUACGAGAAUUCAUUCAUCCAUGAAAAUUGUAUAAUGUAUCACAUGUAGUCCCCGAGGGUCUCUACAGCCCAGCAGCUAAGUACUUCGUUACUAGCUUAAAAAUAAGGAUGUAUAUUUAAUUGCUGUUAUAAAAUUUAGAAAUUCAUUUCAAAAUUAAGGAUUAUCUCCCUCAUGCAUAGCUCUUAUCUUUGGACGAAUUUGGCUCCACUUUUUGGCACGCUGUAUUUAGCUAUAUUUAGCUCUAAAACUUCCUAGUUAUUUCGGAUUUCAAAAAUUUCGGUUGAGCAUCACUAAAGAGACAUUAUUUGUCGAAAUGCGCAUCUGGUGCAUCAAAAUUGGUACCGUAUAAGUUUUACAUGUACCACAUAUGUGAUACAACACACAAGUUUUAUGCAUUAAUAAAUUUUGGCAGUAGAAAUAUCAGUAAUUUUCAGAAGUGAUCAGCAUUGACAACACAAUACAGUGAUUAUCGGCAAUUAUCAGGAAAAAAUGACACUGUCCGUACAUUUUCCAUCCAGUAGUGUAAAUGGAUACACAGGGAUUCAUGGACACUACUACAGAAGUAAAUGCAGUUUGUAUUUCAUUUUAUCUUUUAUUUGAUUUUGAUUUGUUGAUGUCCAAUCUUUUAUGUACAAUAUUGGUUUUAUAUGUCUUUAUAAUUUGACAAUGCAUUGAAUAUUUUA
Messenger RNA from Ostrea edulis (European flat oyster), 3844 nucleotides. RefSeq lists its product as uncharacterized. The coding region runs from base 1614 to 3041 and encodes 475 amino acids. The record is from RefSeq and is a predicted model, not a curated record. NCBI's taxonomy places the organism in Eukaryota, Metazoa, Mollusca, Bivalvia, Ostreida, Ostreidae. The transcript has 9 exons.